GUCGUGCGAGUGCGGAGAAGGCAUGGGAUCUCAGCACGAAGAACUCGAGAACGGAACCCCUCCGGAGAGAUCCGUGGCCAUCAAUGGCGUCGGCGCCGGUCGUUCUUCGCUCAUCUUUCUUGGCACGGGUUGCUCCACUGCCGUCCCCAACGCUAGGUGCUUGAUCCGCCCCACCGACCCUCCCUGCUCCGUCUGCUUCCAAUCGCUCUCCGUCCCUCCGGAGCGCAAUCCCAACUACAGGUGUAAUACAUCCCUUUUGAUUGAUUACUGCCAGGAUGAUGGUAUACACAACUAUAUACUGAUUGAUGUUGGAAAGACCUUCAGAGAGCAAGUUUUGCGGUGGUUCACCUACCAUAAGAUUCCUCAAGUAGAUUCUAUUAUUUUGACCCAUGAACAUGCAGAUGCAACUCUUGGCCUUGACGAUAUUCGCGUAGUUCAACCAUUCAGUCAUACAAAUGAUAUUGAUCCAACACCUGUUUAUCUUACCCAAUAUGCGAUGGACAGCCUCGCACAAAAAUUUCCUUACUUGAUGACGAGAAAGUUGAAAGAAGGUGCAGAAGUGAGGCGUGUUGCCCAGCUUGACUGGAAUAUAAUUGAAAAUGACCCCAAUGCAAAAUUUGUGGCAUCUGACCUAGAGUUUACCCCUUUGCCUGUGAUGCAUGGUGAGGAUUAUGUUUGUCUGGGCUUCCUUUUUGGACAAAAAUCAAGAGUCGCAUAUAUUUCAGAUGUUUCACGCUUCCUUCCUAGCACUGAGAAGCUUAUUUCAAAAUCUGAAGGCAGGCAGCUUGAUCUUUUAAUUUUGGAUACACUAUACAGGAAGAAUUCUCACAAUGUUCACCUUUGCCUUCCCCAGACUCUCGAUGCCUUGAAGAGAAUAUGUCCCAAGCAGGCCCUGCUGAUUGGGAUGACACAUGAGUUUGAUCACCACCAGGAUAACAUGUUUCUUACAGAAUGGUCAAAACGAGAAGGGAUUCAAGUGCAGCUAGCUCAUGAUGGUCUGCGAAUGUUCAUUGAUCUGUAAUUAGAAAUUGAAAGACUCCACGACGUCACGCUGAUGCCUCCCGGAAGGAGCUGCAAAUGCUGAGACAUGGUCCAAUGAUACAUACGUUUCUUUUUGACUAAUUUCUUUCUUUACCAGAAUUGUAUACCCAUGAGAUAUUGUAUUGCUAGUCAUACUGUUACACCGAUACGAAUAAAAUACAACUAUGCUGAUAAUAUUGGAAAGUUAUAAUUCUUUUUUUUUUCAA
Molecule: messenger RNA, 1247 nt
Organism: Zingiber officinale
Lineage: Eukaryota; Viridiplantae; Streptophyta; Magnoliopsida; Zingiberales; Zingiberaceae
Product: putative hydrolase C777.06c
Exons: 10
Coding region: 23-1021 (332 amino acids)
Source: RefSeq, a predicted model, not a curated record